GAAGCACAGUGUUGAGACAAGCAGGGCGUUACACCCUAACUAAAGGGAAAACAGAACUCUUUCGUGCCUUGUGGAGGCUUAGUGCUGCUGAGGUGACUGCAGUAUCCUGUACCUUGAUAGACACUCUCAGAAAAGUGGAUUAAGCAAAGAGACUGCCAUACUUGUUUGGUACUUCUUGUUCCCUCUGAGACUCCUUAUGAAAACGGUCUUUAAACUUGGACUGCUUGUUUGACUAUUCUCUGUUCCAGCAAUGGCCAAACAAGGAUCUGGCAGGAAAAACCCAGAGAUCGAACUUUUCAUUAAGGCUGGUUUCGAUGGAGAGAACAUUGGAAACUGUCCCUUUUGCCAACGUCUCUUCAUGGUUCUGUGGCUGAAAGGAGUUGUCUUUAAUGUAACGACAGUGGAUAUGAAAAAGAGACCAGAAGAACUGAAAGAUUUGGCUCCUGGCACGAAUCCUCCAUUCCUCAUCUACAAUGGAGAGCUGAAAACUGAUUUCAUCAAGAUUGAAGAGUUUCUUGAGGAGACACUUGCUCCACCCAGAUACCCACAUCUCACUCCACGACAGCCAGAAUCCUACGCUGCAGGCAGUGACCUCUUUGCCAAAUUUUCAGCAUACAUCAAGAAUGCAAGGAAAGAUGCCAAUGAAAAGUUUGAAAAGGCCCUGCUGAAGGAGCUGAAAAGGCUGGACAACUACCUGAAAGAACCCCUUUCUGAUGAGAUUGAUGCUAAUAGUUCAGAGACGAUCCUUGUUUCCAAGCGCAAGUACCUCGAUGGAAAUGAGCUGACGCUGGCAGACUGCAAUCUACUACCUAAACUGCACAUCAUCAAGGUGGCUGCAAAGAAGUUCCGUAAUUUUGAGAUCCCUGUGGAAAUGUGUGCUCUCUGGCGUUACCUGAACAAUGCAUAUAAACGAAAUGAGUUCAGCCACACUUGUCCAACUAAUGAGGAAAUUGAACGCGCCUAUGCUGAUAUUGCCAAAAACCUCGAAUGAAGAUAAAUUGACUGCAUGAGCAUUCCAAUGUCAUUGCUCAAACACCCAUACAUUAUUUGCUAAACAGACAAGUAACAAGGAAAUCUGUCGUUUCGCUCAGAUUUGUUCACAGUGCUGUUCUAGUGUGAGGCCCGUUCAAUUGCUUUAAUGCUCGUCAUUGCUACCGUUCCUAUUCUAUUAUUCAAUGCUGUCUCAAUAGUAAUGAAGUGUUCAACUAUUACAGUCUUGCACUUCAAAGUGACAUUAGACCCAGUUUGCACAAAUACAAAAUGGUCUUAAAAAUGAAACAGAGAAAUAAAGACAGUCAUCACUCUUGGGCCUAAAUAUCAUAAGCACUUUGUAGCCUGAAAGCUUCCUUAACACACAACAUUUAAACCCUAUCUGCUGUUAGGUAAUUGGAUUUUGAGGCCUUAAAGGUGGAGAAUUCCUUUUCGAUAACAGUGCCUCACAUUUGCACUGCACAAUAAAACCUCCCUGGAUUUAUAAAACAGCAGCUUGCCUGAUUCACCAUAAAAAGUCCUCUGAUGGGCAAUAAUCUUGUCAAAAUGCUUCUAGAGUAGUCCCAUUCACAAUUGCUUCAGAUAGGAGCUGAAGCCCAAUAACACACCGAAAUGUCUUCUCAUUUAACCACACUCUUGACCAAUCAUCUUCAAUUGCUCCAUCAAUGACCUUCUCUCCAUCAGAAGUAGGCAUGUUAGCUGAUGACUGCACAAUCUUCAGCAUAAUUUGAAACACUUCAUACAUGUCUGAAUGCUGCAAGAUCUGGAUAAUAUUCAGGUAUAGGCUAAGAACUGAUAAAUAACAUUCAUCUCACACAAAUGCCAGGCAAUGACCAUCUUGAAUAAGAGAGAGUCUAGCCAUCACCCUUUGAUAUUAAGUGGCAUUAGCGUCACAGAAUCUCCCCACUAUCGACAUUCUUGAGAUUACCAUUGACCAGAAGCACAACUAGACUCGCCGUAUAAAUACAGAGGCUACAAAAUCAGGAGAGAGGCUAGGAAUCUUGCAGCAAGUUACUCACCUCCUGAUUCCCAAAAGCCUGUCCACCAUUGACAAUGCACAAGUCAGGACUAUGUUGGAAUGCUCCCCACUUGCCUGGAUUAGUGCAGCUCUAACACUGAAAAAACUUGACAUCAUCCAGGAUAAAUCAGCCCACUUGAUUGGCACUACAUCCACUCCCUCCAUCGCCAAUGCUCAGUAGCAGCAGUGUGUUCUAUUUAUAAGUGGAUUGCAGAACUACACCAAGACUCCUUAGACAGCACCCUCCAAAGUCCACAACUGUUGCCAUCUAAAAGGACAAAAGCAACAGAUACAUGGGAACACCACAACCUGCAAAUUUCCCUUCAAAUCCCACACAAUGCUAACUUAAAAUCAUAUCACCAUUCCUUUAGUUUCACUGAGUCGAAAUGGUGGAACUCCCUAACAGCAUAUGGGAUAACCCACAACAAAUGGACAAUAAAUGCUGGCCUUGCCAACAACGCCCAUGUCCCCUGAAGAUAUCUUUUUAAAACAUUCCACCUAUAGCUUUUCCACUCCCUCCCCAAGGAACUGUUCCAACAUGUUUCCAUUUUUUUACCUAGAAAUCUUUCCAUGAUCUUGGUCCUGUUUGUCUGUGUAGAAUCCUCCAGUGCUACAACUCUCCGAGAUCUCUUUGCUUCUCCAAUUCUGGCCUACGCCUAAAUCACUCAACCAGCGGUGACCAUAUGUUUAACUCUUGGUUCGAAACUCUGGAAUAUUUCACCUAAACCUCUCUACAUUUCUAUGCCUCUCGCUUCUUUUAAGAUACUCCGAAAAACUUGCCUCUUUGAACAAGCUUUACAUAUUCUUUCCUGAUUGCUCCCUCAAUGUGUCACUGUCAAAAACAUUUUUAUUGAUAUCACUCCUUUUUGGAGAUUUGAAGUGCUUUAGUGUUGUAAACGAGCUACAUAAAUGUAAGUUGUUGUUGUAUACCAUUAAGCUACUGGAAUCACUGAAUUUUAGCUGAUAGCUUACAAAAAAACAGUUAGUUGACAAUUAGUUCAACAUAGAUAAUUCACAGACAAUGCACGCAUAAGACUGAUUGCAAUAAACUCUACCUUUUUAAAGAACUCAAAGUACUUGUAAUCACAGUGGCUAUUCCUUGUAUGUUGAAGUGUGACCUAUCAUGGUCUUGCUCGUUCUUAGUACUCAAGUACUGUUCUUAGCACUGUUGCCUCACAGCGCCAGAGACCCGGGUUCAAUUCCCGCCUCAGGCGACUGACUGUGUGGAGUUUGCACGUUCUCCCCGUGUCUGCGUGGGUUUCCUCCGGGUGCUCCGGUUUCCUCCCACAGUCCAAAGAUGUGUGGGUUAGGUGAAUUGGCCAUGCUAAAUUGCCCAUAGUGUUAGGUAAGGGGUAAAUGUAUGGGUGGGUUGCGCUUCGGCGGGUUGGUGUGGACUUGUUGGGCCGAAGGGCCUGUUUCCACACUGUAAGUAAUCUAAUCUAAUCUAAUCACAAAGUGUUGUUGGAAAAUGGAUCAGCCCAGGUUGGUGACAGUUUAGACAAAAAAAACUCUUCUGUUCUAACAUGAAAAAUGUGAAGUUAAUGAGACCCACAAAGAAGCAGGGACUGGCAUAAGCACAUUUGUAAACAAACUUCGAAGUUUAUCAUGAAGUCCAUAUCUCUACAGUAAAUUAUGAAGCAUUCAACCACUGAGGUACAGCCCUAAACUGUAGUAUAACUCAGCUCUACAAAUAGGCCAUCCCUGUACAUCUAAAUCAGAGUUACAUAUGUGGGACAGCCAGCAACUUGGCAGCAACUGAUCAAACAACAAAUCUGACUGGCACUGCCCACUCUGACUGAGCCCCCACCCAAAUUAAUCCAUUAAACAAAACAAACUGAGCAAAAGGAAAGAAGUGAAACUGAAAUUACUAAUUUGUAAGAUUGAAAAUGUGUAUUUUCAAAAUGUGCUAGUAAUUUAUGAAGGCAUUUUGUUUGACCUUGAAUUGCUGAUAGAGAGAGCUGCAAAUAGUAGAUAGAGAUAUGAAAUAUAUGUAAAAAUAAAUCUACUUUAGAUUGUCAUGUCACAUAAUCCUGAGUUUUUAACCUAGGAAUGAGAUGAAUGUAUCCUGAGCAAAGAUUGUUCCUCUGUUAAUGUUAAGGAACCAUAAACGUAUAUCAUAUUGCGAUAAUAUUGUGCAAAUGUAGAAGAACCAUGUUGUCAUGUAGCAGCUCCUUUAAUAAGACCCUGAAUCUAUCUUGUUGUACAAUAUUAAAGAAUUACAUUGUUUUUUUUCUUUCUAA
Hemiscyllium ocellatum (epaulette shark) is the source of this 4248-nucleotide messenger RNA. RefSeq names its product chloride intracellular channel protein 2-like. The record is from RefSeq and is a predicted model, not a curated record. NCBI's taxonomy places the organism in Eukaryota, Metazoa, Chordata, Chondrichthyes, Orectolobiformes, Hemiscylliidae. The coding region runs from base 251 to 991 and encodes 246 amino acids. The transcript is spliced from 6 exons.